AUGGCUUCUCCCACCAGAACUCCUCAGAACACCCCCGCAUCGAACGCGCCCAUCUCUUCCCACGCACAGGCCCCUACCAUUGGUGACAUUCAAGAAGAAGAUCUUGACCGCGCCGCGGCCGCUUCAAUAUUUGCCAAGAAUCCCGCUCUGGUGUCAAUGAUGCAGCGAAAACUGGGUUCCCUCGUCGGCAGAUCUUCUGGAUAUAUCGAGUCCUUACCUGCUCCUGUACGCCGCCGUGUCACCGGUCUGAAAGGGAUUCAGAAAGACCACGCGAAGCUCGAAGCAGAAUUCCAGGAAGAAGUUCUUCAGCUCGAAAAGAAGUACUUUGCAAAAUUCACCCCCCUGUACGAAAAGCGUGCCGCGAUUGUCAAUGGCGAGGCCGAACCCACCGACGGUGAGGUUGAGGCUGGCAAACCAGAGGACGACGAAGAGCCUGAGGAAGAUGCGGCAGACAAAGAGGAGAAGGAAUCUAGUGAGGAUAUAAAGGGUAUUCCAGAGUUCUGGCUCUCGGCCAUGAAGAGCCAAAUUUCCCUUGCCGAACUCAUCACCGACCGAGAUGAGGACGCUCUUCGAUCCUUGACCGACAUUCGUAUGGAAUACCUUGAUCGACCAGGUUUCCGCCUCAUCUUCGAAUUUGCACCCAAUGACUUCUUCACAAACAAGACAAUCUCAAAGACGUACUUCUAUCGGGAGGAGAGCGGAUACGGCGGCGACUUCAUCUACGAUCAUGCUGAGGGCGACAAGAUUGAUUGGAAGGCCGGCAAGGACCUUACUGUCCGAAUUGAGAGCAAGAAGCAGAGAAACAAGAACACCAAGCAAACCCGAGUCAUCAAGAAGACCGUUCCUACAGAGUCAUUCUUCAAUUUCUUCGCACCUCCUGUCGCACCUACGGAUGAAGACGAAGUUGCCUCUGACAUCGAGGAAAGACUCGAACUGGAUUACCAGCUGGGCGAAGAUAUCAAAGAAAAACUCAUUCCUCGGGCCAUUGAUUGGUUUACUGGCGAAGCUCUCGCAUUCGAGGAACUCGAAGAUGCAGAGGAUGCCGAGUUCGAUGACGACGAAGAUGAGGAUGACGAGGAUGAAGAAGAAGCCGAGUCUGACGAAGAUGAUGAGGAAGAGGGUGGCAAGCCUCGGUCUCAACAAGCCUCCGAGUGCAAGAACCAGUAG
Molecule: messenger RNA, 1167 nt
Organism: Rhinocladiella mackenziei CBS 650.93
Lineage: Eukaryota; Fungi; Ascomycota; Eurotiomycetes; Chaetothyriales; Herpotrichiellaceae
Exons: 4
Coding region: 1-1167 (388 amino acids)
Biological process (GO): nucleosome assembly
Cellular component (GO): nucleus; chromatin
Molecular function (GO): histone binding; chromatin binding
Source: RefSeq, a predicted model, not a curated record